GUUAGGAAGUUUUCUUUUCAUGGCUAAAACGCGGAGAAGUUUUCAUUUCUGCGAUGAACGGAUACUUGCCUCCAUAUUUCAGCAUCUGCUCAUUAAAAUCUGAUGUAAAUCUGAUGAAAAAUGAAGAAGAAAAGAGUCAGUUUUUAUAUUUCAACUGACUGUGCCAGUGCUCUGAACGCAUGGCACGGAUGAGGCAACGUUCACGAAGAGAAAAGGCUCAUUAAAUGUCAGACAUCAGAGGGUGCAUUAAAAUAUGAAAAAAGUGUCUAAAAGUUAUGGAGCUCUCGGGUCAAGUCGAGCCAAAUCAGCCGGUGAACACCACAAACGACAGUUUUACUACAAAUUCAUCCACUGCGAAUGAGAGCGCAGAGAGUCUCGCCUAUCAGAUCAGUUUGGCUGUGAUUCUCGCAGUUAUCACACUCGCCACCACUUUAUCCAACGCCUUUGUCAUCGCAACGAUCUCCCAGUCUAAGAAGCUGCAAACUCCCGCAAACUUUCUGAUCGCCUCCUUGGCCGUCACCGACCUGCUGGUGUCUAUCCUCGUGAUGCCCAUCUGCGUCCUCUACACGGUGAUCCACACCUGGACGCUCGGGCAAAUAGUUUGCGACAUCUGGCUCUCCUCCGACAUAACGUGUUGCACUGCGUCCAUCCUCCAUCUGUGCGUAAUCGCUUUGGAUAGGUACUGGGCCAUCACUGACGCAGUGGAGUACUCCAAAAAGCGCACGACGGGACGAGCGGCAGGGAUGGUGGCCACAGCCUGGGUCAUCGCCAUCUCCAUAUCCCUUCCGCCUCUCUUCUGGAGGCAGGUGAAAGCGGAGGAAUUAACAAGCUGCAGCGUCAACACGGAUCACAUUUUCUACACUAUCUACUCCACUUUUGGGGCUUUCUACAUCCCAACCUUGCUCCUCCUUGUCCUCUACGGACGGAUAUACGUGGAGGCUAGGAAAAGGAUCCUGAAGCAGUCCCCGAAGAAGGUUGGAAAGAGACUAACGUCGGCGCACCUGGUCUCCAACUCCCCUGGGUCCGCGGCGUCCACUAGCUCUCUGCAAUGCGGGAGACACGACGCUCCGUCCAGCGACACUGGCUCUUCAACAAGCGAGAACCAGGUGAAAGUGACGGUGUCCGAUGCGCUUUUGGAGAAAAAGCGAAUUUCAGCAGCAAGAGAAAGAAAAGCGACAAAGACUUUGGGGAUAAUCCUCGGCGCUUACAUUAUUUGUUGGCUUCCGUUUUUCAUCUACACAUUGCUGGUGGCAACAUGUGAUACAUGUUUAAACCCCGAGUUAUUUGACUUUUUCACCUGGCUGGGAUAUCUGAACUCCCUCAUUAACCCGAUCAUAUACACAAUGUCCAACGAGGAUUUCAAGAAAGCUUUUCACAAACUUAUGCGCUUCAGAUGUUGCAGGCUGUGAACUGCGCCUUCAGUCUCCGAUAACAUUUGUCUAUUUUCUUAUAUAAACGAAAGUCCGUGACGAUAUAGAGGAAUCCCUUAAAAAAUAACAUUUCUGUGACUCACAGGCGUUAUGUGCAUGUGGAAGAGAGAGAGAGAAA
Molecule: messenger RNA, 1548 nt
Organism: Archocentrus centrarchus (flier cichlid)
Lineage: Eukaryota; Metazoa; Chordata; Actinopteri; Cichliformes; Cichlidae
Gene: htr1b
Product: 5-hydroxytryptamine (serotonin) receptor 1B
Exons: 1
Coding region: 276-1409 (377 amino acids)
Biological process (GO): chemical synaptic transmission; adenylate cyclase-activating adrenergic receptor signaling pathway; regulation of behavior
Cellular component (GO): plasma membrane
Molecular function (GO): G protein-coupled serotonin receptor activity
Source: RefSeq, a predicted model, not a curated record